AAGUACACAGUCAACAUGAGCGGAAGAGGCAAAGGAGGCAAGGGGCUCGGCAAAGGAGGCGCCAAGCGUCACCGUAAAGUUCUCCGUGAUAACAUCCAGGGAAUCACCAAGCCCGCUAUCCGCCGUCUGGCUCGCCGUGGCGGUGUCAAGCGUAUCUCUGGUCUCAUCUACGAGGAGACCCGCGGUGUGCUCAAGGUUUUCCUGGAGAAUGUGAUUCGUGACGCCGUCACCUACACCGAGCACGCUAAGAGGAAGACCGUCACCGCCAUGGACGUGGUCUAUGCUCUGAAGAGGCAGGGCCGCACUCUGUACGGCUUCGGAGGCCUGCUGGAACCAAGACAGACUGUGCUAGCCGAGGAUGUCCACCUGAUGUCUGAUGAGGAAGACGGCAUCGUUGAUGGGGGGUUGUCUGGAUGGAUUGUGCGACCUCCGUCCUUUCGCAGCCAGGAGCUAACCGAGCUCUGCGCCACGCUGCAGUCGAGAUUAGAGGCGAAUCUGAAGUACAGAGCAACGCAGCACAGACGUCUGGCAAACGGACGAAAUUUAACAACCAUGCCUGACCCAGUGAAAGCACCGAAGAAGGGUUCCAAGAAAGCCGUGUCAAAGAGCGUCACCAAGACCGGCAAGAAGAAGAGAAAGACCAGGAAGGAGAGCUAUGCUAUCUAUGUGUACAAGGUCCUGAAGCAGGUUCACCCUGACACUGGUAUUUCCUCCAAGGCCAUGAGCAUCAUGAAUUCUUUCGUGAGCGACAUCUUCGAGCGCAUCGCCGGUGAAGCUUCUCGCCUGGCUCACUACAACAAGCGCUCCACCAUCACCUCCAGGGAGAUCCAGACCGCUGUCCGUCUCCUGCUGCCCGGUGAGCUGGCCAAGCACGCCGUGUCCGAGGGAACCAAGGCCGUGACCAAGCAGUUGAAAACUAACAUGGCCAGAACGAAGCAAACUGCCCGUAAAUCAACCGGAGGAAAAGCUCCCCGGAAGCAGCUAGCAACUAAAGCUGCCCGAAAAAGCGCCCCAGCCACCGGCGGUGUGAAGAAGCCUCAUCGUUACAGGCCUGGUACCGUGGCUCUCAGAGAGAUUCGUCGUUACCAGAAAUCCACUGAGCUGCUGAUCCGCAAGCUGCCUUUCCAGCGCCUGGUCAGAGAGAUCGCCCAGGACUUCAAGACUGAUCUGCGCUUCCAGAGUUCUGCUGUCAUGGCUCUGCAGGAGGCCAGCGAGGCUUACUUGGUCGGCCUGUUCGAGGACACUAAUUUUGCCGCAGUCGUCAACAUGAGUGGAAGAGGCAAAGGAGGCAAGGGGCUCGGCAAAGGAGGCGCCAAGCGUCACCGUAAAGUUCUCCGUGAUAACAUCCAGGGAAUCACCAAGCCCGCUAUCCGCCGUCUGGCUCGCCGUGGCGGUGUCAAGCGUAUCUCCGGUCUCAUCUACGAGGAGACCCGCGGUGUGCUCAAGGUUUUCCUGGAGAAUGUGAUUCGUGACGCCGUCACCUACACCGAGCACGCUAAGAGGAAGACCGUCACCGCCAUGGACGUGGUCUAUGCUCUGAAGAGGCAGGGCCGCACUCUGUACGGCUUCGGAGGCUAAACAGCUGAUCCUCUCACAUUCAAACCCAAAGGCUCUUUUAAGAGCCGCCCACCUCACCUGAAGAGCCUCAUCCUUCAUGUUACUGUUAAGCAUUUUUCUUUUUUUAAUUGAUGUUCAUUAGGAAUCUUAUGGCUUAUAUUAUACAUCUGUGGGCACAAACUACAUUAGAUUUUUCAGACUGUAACCCAGUUUAUAGCGUCAGUGCAUUAUGGUUAAACCUUCAUGUUUAAAGCCCCAUUUUAUUUACUUGGGAUAUUCCUACUAAUACUGAAAUGUGUUGUCGUUUGAAAAGCCCCCAUGUUCUUAUGCAGAAAAAGUGUUAAACCAACCAGCAUAUGUUUGAACAGUGGUCAAAACACAACUGAUGGUCCCAAACACAUUAAGAAGGCAAGAAAUUCAAUAAAUUAACACUUGACGAGGCACAGCUGUUAACUGAAAACCAUUCCAGGUGAACACCUCAUGAAACUGAGAGACUCAAGAAUGUGCAGAGCUAUCAUCCAAGCAAAAGGUGGCUACAUCGAACAAUCUAAAAUAUAAAACAUUCUGGUUGGUUUAACACUUUUUUGUUAACUACA
Toxotes jaculatrix (banded archerfish) is the source of this 2153-nucleotide messenger RNA. RefSeq lists its product as uncharacterized. The record is from RefSeq and is a predicted model, not a curated record. Gene Ontology annotation, cellular component: nucleosome. The transcript has 7 exons. Gene Ontology annotation, molecular function: protein heterodimerization activity; structural constituent of chromatin; DNA binding. Gene Ontology annotation, biological process: nucleosome assembly. Lineage: Eukaryota; Metazoa; Chordata; Actinopteri; Toxotidae. Bases 16 to 1578 code for a protein of 520 amino acids.